AAGGGAGGGAGACGGACGGCGGCCCAACGUCCUUAUUUUCUCCGACUUUCUCUUCUCUCGUCUCUCUUGUCACCCAGGAUGAACUAUUCAAGAUUUUUGACAAAAUUAUCUCAGAACCGACAACCCUCUUUGAUACGUGAAUUAACAAACUUGCUUACCGAUGCAUCACCGGAAUUGGUCUUCAUGGCAGGGGGAUUGCCAAACCCUCAGAUGUUCCCGUUCCAGGCUGCUUCUGUAACCAUGAGGGACGGCCGAGCUAUUACAAUUCAUCCGAAGCUUAUGACGGACUGUUUGCAGUACGGCCCAACAGCUGGGUACCCACCAUUGGUUAAAAAGCUGAAGUCCUUAACAGAAAGACUCCACGCACCACCACGAUGGGCUGAUAGUGACCUCAUUGUAACGGCAGGGAGCCAGGAUGGUUUGUGUAAGGCACUGGAAAUGAUGAUUGAGCCAGGGGAUUUUGUCGUGACCCAAGAACCAUGCUACACUGGUACUCUGUCGAUUCUAAACCCCUUUGAACCACGUUAUGUAGCAGUGCAGUGUGAUCAUGAAGGCAUGAAUCCUAAAGCCUUAAAAGAAGCCUUGUCCCAGUGGAAACCAGAAGAAAUUAGAGAUGUAAAGACAGGUGUUCCAAAAGUACUGUACAUCAACCCAAAUGCUUGCAACCCAACUGGAGUAUCUGUAGGCGAGAAACGGCGGAGGGAAAUAUAUGACAUUGCCUCAGAAUACAAUCUUAUUAUUCUUGAAGAUGAUCCAUACUACUUUGUGCAGUUUGGAGACAUAAAGGACUUCCCUCCUAGUUUCCUCAGUAUGGAUACAGAAGGGAGAGUUAUAAGGUUUGAUUCCUUCUCCAAAGUUCUAAGCUCAGGACUUCGACUGGGCUUUGUAACCGGGCCUAAACCACUUGUGGAGAGGAUUGUCUUACACAAGCAAGUCUCGAUUCUACAUGCAUCUUCCAUGUCGCAGGUACUGAUCAGUGAGCUGCUUGAGAUGUGGGGAGAGGAUGGAUUCCUGAAGCACACAGAAGCAGUUCAGGAGUUUUACUUGAAGCAGAGAGAAGCCAUGUUAGAAGCAGCAGAAAAACACCUUACAGGUCUAUGUGAAUGGGCUGUUCCAACAGGUGGCAUGUUCCUCUGGCUCAAGGUCCCUGGUGUGAGUGAAACAUGGGAAAUGAUCCUGAAUAGAGCUUUGAAAAAGGAUGUUAUUCUUGUACCUGGCAGGGCAUUCAUGUGUGACCCUACCAAACCUUGUUCAUAUAUGAGAGCUGCAUUUUCCAUUGUCACUCCAGAGAAGAUGGAUAAGGGUUUACAGAAUUUGGCUGACUUGAUACGAGAAGAAAUUGAACUUCAAAAAGCUUAAGUGAAAGAUUUCCAGCUUACAUUUGCUUCAAGACCAAGUUGAACUUUUAUUCAGAAGAUAAAGUUUUCUCAUACAAUGAAUACAAUUUUUGCUUUGUCAUACAUUGAGAUUCAUGUCUUGUAAAUAAGGGACUAAAGGAAAUUUCUGCCAGUAUCUCCUACAUAUCCCAUUCUCGAUGUUGAUUCUUGUAUGAAAUAUGUAACCAGUAAAAUAAGUAUUAGGCAUUUCUUUGUGAAUGUUGCAAAUUGAUACUUAUUUAUAAACAUCUUCACUAAAUCUCUUAUUACAUUACUAAUGUCCAAGUGCUAAGUGUGGUUCUUAACAUCUCAUUUGGUGUUGCUAUAGAAUAUCAUAUCCUUGCAUAAAUUUUAAAAUUAAGGUUAUCAAAAUAUGUUGUUUUUUUAUAUAUUUUUGGACAUUCGUCUUGUUACAAUGGUAGAAAUGAAGUAAUGAAGAACAAGGAGAAAAGUAGUAGUAGUAGUAGUAAUAGUAGUAGUAGUAGCAGUAGUAGUAGUUGUAGUUGUAGUUGUUGUAGUAGUAAUAGUAAUAGUAAGAGAAGAGUAGGAGAAUAAGAACACGAACAAGGAAGUAGACAAACAAGAAGUAUACAUCAUUGUCAGUGACAAAAUUAAUAUGGUAUUGACAAAGAUGAAGUAAAUAUCAAUUUGAACACGGAAUCUCCUCUACUUUUAGAAUGGGAAUCUACCAGUGACUCUUGAACAUAAUAGCUUUGAGAUUUCUUAAAAGUGAUUAUGGUUUCAGAAAUUAUAUAUAUUCAUAAAGGUUACUUAUUUAUGCUAUACACUCUUCAUAAGCAAGUAGACUUUUCAAGAAUUGACUCUUUUUUUGUCAAUUCAGCCACUGUUUGUUUUAAAUUGUAUUUUUUAUACAUUAAUAAGUGUUGAUCAUUGUAUAUUUAGCUUUUCAGGUGCUAUGAACUAGGUAUUAUUUUCUGUUGCACUGAUGUAAUUAUUUUUUUCUUUCUGUUUUUUUUAUGUGGAGCCAUAUAUAUUUAUUGUUUUAAAAGUCAGUGUCAACAACUUGUAAUUAAGUGGAUGUCUGAAGAGAAAGGAAAAGGAAGUGUUGAUAGUCUAGGUUGAAUUACCAGGUUAAAGAUAUAUUUUAAUGUGCCACAUGAAGAAACAUUUCAUUCUAUUUAUAGUUUUAAAAUUGAGUUGAGUUUUUCUUGUCAACACUGUUUGUCCAGCAUUGUGAAAUAUUUUACUAAAAUUUCCUUAAGUAAUUAGAUGAAAAACAUGCAUAAACAUGGGUUGUUGUUUUUCAUAAAUAAGUAGAGCUUUUGUGCUUUUCUCUAGAAGCACUUUGUGUAUUGAUAAAUUUUUGUGCACUUAUUAUCUUCACUGAUUUAUCUCUUUCUAGUCUUUUGUGCUCAAGGCAGGUUAACUAUUGUCUGUACAUCUUCUGUUAUCAGCUGUUACCAUUUCAAAAAUUAUAUUUCAUGUAUAUGGAUUUGAACGAAAGUCUCUGGAAAAAUGUUGGAUUCACUGUAGUUUUGUUUUGUGAAAUGUCUUUGCACACGUCUCUGCAAGUGCAUAGUCACAAAGGAGUCAAUUAGUAGAUCUUGUGACCUCACCUGAUUUCACCUUGCUUUGAGUUUGUGGGAUAUU
Penaeus indicus is the source of this 2987-nucleotide messenger RNA. Its product is annotated as kynurenine/alpha-aminoadipate aminotransferase, mitochondrial-like. The transcript has 11 exons. The record is from RefSeq and is a predicted model, not a curated record. Lineage: Eukaryota; Metazoa; Arthropoda; Malacostraca; Decapoda; Penaeidae. Gene Ontology annotation, biological process: biosynthetic process. The coding region runs from base 79 to 1359 and encodes 426 amino acids. Gene Ontology annotation, molecular function: L-kynurenine:2-oxoglutarate transaminase activity; pyridoxal phosphate binding.